This is a messenger RNA of Fonsecaea multimorphosa CBS 102226, 1368 nucleotides long. RefSeq lists its product as uncharacterized. Bases 1 to 1368 code for a protein of 455 amino acids. The record is from RefSeq and is a predicted model, not a curated record. Lineage: Eukaryota; Fungi; Ascomycota; Eurotiomycetes; Chaetothyriales; Herpotrichiellaceae. The transcript has a single exon.
AUGGCAUCACAAACCGUGCUCAACGGAGUCAAUGGCCACUCCUCCUCCUCAGUGUUGCCGGCGGUGCCUCUCCCGUCAAGCUUCACGAUACAACCCCAGGACGAGCGACUCAAGCGCUGCUCGUUCAAAACGGUCAGUUCUCCCGCUCAAGCGGGCGCUGCUCCGAGCACGACGAUCCCGCCGCUCAGCGUGCUCUCCAACUUCGCGGGUACGUUCCAUGGGACGGGGUUCAACACCAUCUUCCGCCCCAACAGCGGUGUCACGGGCGACAACACGACGUUCCCCAACGCAGUCACUCCGGCGCCGCCGGCCGUGCCCAACGACAACACGCUGGAGCUCAAUCUCACGCAAGAGACGUUGCAGUUCCAUCAGCCUCUGGGCAACGUGCCCAACCGCGGGUUCGGCACGCAGGGCGACAUCUUCCUCAACGGGGUGCCGUACACGCAGAUCAUCAAUGACGUGGUCAACCCGGCGACGGGCAAGGGCGACGGGGUCCCCUCUGGGAUCCAUUUCGAACCGGGUCUGUGGAUGCACGUCCCCGCGACGACCUCGGACCCUGUGGUGCCGGAGUCGCUGAACCGCAUGGGCUCGAUCCCGCACGGCACCACGAUCAACGCGCAGUGUCUGGACCCGACCUCGACGGUGGGCACCGUCGCGGGCCCGCCCACCAUCCCGGCCGUGGACAUCACGCCCACCAUCAUCGCGACGGGCAAGACGGCGACGUUCCCUUCCCAGACAGCCACCAACACCGACACGGCGCGGCUGCCGCAGGACCUCACCAAGUUCAUCGCCGCGGGGACCAUCACGCAAGCCAUCCUGAGCGACCCGGCCACGGUGCUCCGCAACGCCAUCGUGGGCCAGACCAUCACCCAGACCAUCUUCUUCACCGUGUCGACCACGCCCGCGACCCCGGAACUCGGCGGCGGCGUCGCCAACACGGGAUUCCUCAUCGGCGCCACCGCAGGCACCACCGGCACCGGCACCGGCACCGCCCAGACGGGCCCCAACGCCCAAGCGACCACCAUGACGGCAACCUUCUGGAUCGAAACCGUGCAGUACGAGCUGCAAAUCCCCGCCUGGAAGCCCGGCCACCCGGCCAUGCUGAUCCAGGCGCCCGUGCCCCAGGGCAAUACCAGCGGAGUGCCCACGCCCACCUUCCUGGUGCAGCCGCCGCACGAGAUCACCUCGCCCGUCACCAUCACCGUCCAGGCCACCCAGAUCCAGUACUCGCAGCUCGUCAACCUCGUCUUUGCGGGGCUGAUUUGGCCGCACUCGUCCCAUGCGACUUUGGUGCCUCAGGCUCCCGUCCCCGUGCCUGCCUCGGCGUUUGGUAAUAUCAGCAACAAGAUCGCUGCUAAUGGGAGCUAG